Messenger RNA from Mesocricetus auratus (golden hamster), 11117 nucleotides. It is a transcript of the gene Rnf217, whose product is annotated as ring finger protein 217. The record is from RefSeq and is a predicted model, not a curated record. Gene Ontology annotation, cellular component: ubiquitin ligase complex; cytoplasm. The transcript is spliced from 6 exons. Bases 16 to 1581 code for a protein of 521 amino acids. Gene Ontology annotation, biological process: positive regulation of proteasomal ubiquitin-dependent protein catabolic process; ubiquitin-dependent protein catabolic process; protein polyubiquitination. Gene Ontology annotation, molecular function: ubiquitin protein ligase activity; ubiquitin conjugating enzyme binding; zinc ion binding. Lineage: Eukaryota; Metazoa; Chordata; Mammalia; Rodentia; Cricetidae.
GGGCCGCGGGCGGCGAUGGGCGAGGAGCAGAGCACGGUGAGCGGCGGCGGCGGGCCCUGGGAGGCGCGGGUCCCUGCCGGGGGCUCAGCGGGCCAGCCCGAGUCCCCCAGGCCGCGAGGGGACCGCGCCGGGGCUCCCGGGCCGCGCGCCUCCGCCGCCGCCUCCUCCUCCUCGGAGGCGAGCAGUGGCGGCUGCGGAAGAGACCCGGGCUGCGUGGACGCGAGCGCCCAGGAACCUGCGAGCAAUCGGGCCACGGCGGGGCCGCCCACGGGACUGCCACUCACCGGGCCCCUCGACCCCCAGAGUUUGGAACUGCAGCUGGAGCGCGAGGCCGAGGGAGCGGGGCCACGGGAGGCGACCCCCGGUCAGCAGCCCCCCGACGGGCUGCUCCUGGACGUGCUCGCCCAGCGACACCCGCCCCCCGCCAAGCCGCAAGUCUUCUGCUCCGUGUACUGCGUGGAGAGCGACCUGCCCGAGGCCCCCGCCGCCGAGUCAUUGUCGCCGCCGGAGUCCCCACCUCGAGCACCGCCGGGGCCGAUUCCCGCCAGCCCGCCUCCCUCCUUCCCCAGCUCUCCCUUGUCGCUCCCGGCUGACCCCCUCUCCCUCGACGGCGGCAGCAUCGAGCUGGAGUUCUACCUGGCUCCGGAGCCCUUCUCCGUGCCUGGCCUAUUAGGAGCUCCACCCUACUCUGGCCUGGGCGGGGUAGGGGACCCCUACGCGCCCCUCAUGGUGCUGAUGUGCCGGGUGUGCCUGGAAGACAAGCCCAUCAAGCCCCUGCCCUGCUGCAAGAAGGCGGUGUGUGAGGAGUGCCUCAAAAUCUACCUGAGCUCCCAGGUACAACUUGGCCAAGUAGAAAUCAAAUGCCCAAUCACAGAGUGUUUCGAAUUCCUGGAGGAAACUACUGUGGUCUACAACUUGACUCAUGAAGACUCCAUCAAGUAUAAAUACUUCUUGGAACUUGGCCGAAUUGACUCCAGCACCAAGCCGUGUCCUCAGUGCAAACACUUCACAACCUUUAAGAAGAAAGGACAUAUCCCCACUCCUUCCAGAGCAGAAAGCAGAUACAAAAUCCAGUGUCCCACUUGCCAAUUCAUCUGGUGUUUUAAGUGCCACGCUCCUUGGCAUGAAGGUGUUAACUGCAAGGAGUACAAAAAAGGAGACAAAUUAUUGCGUCAUUGGGCCAGCGAAAUUGAGCACGGGCAGAGAAAUGCCCAGAAGUGUCCAAAGUGCAAGAUCCAUAUCCAGAGAACGGAAGGAUGUGACCAUAUGACUUGUUCACAGUGUAACACUAAUUUUUGUUAUCGAUGUGGAGAGAGAUACCGCCAGCUCCGGUUUUUUGGAGACCACACAUCAAACCUCAGUAUAUUUGGAUGCAAAUAUCGCUACCUCCCAGAGAGACCUCAUUUAAGAAGAUUAGUUCGAGGGUCAGUCUGUGCUGGAAAGCUCUUCAUUGCUCCUCUCAUCCUGGUUUUGGGAUUGGCACUAGGGGCCAUAGCAGUUGUAAUCGGUUUAUUUGUAUUUCCUAUAUAUUGCCUUUGUAAAAAACAGAGAAAGCGAUCACGGACAGGUAUGCACUGGUGAUCCACAGAGGGCUUCCCGUGACAUCAACCGGUACCAGGGGAGGCUGUGCAGGAUGAUACGUCAUUGUUGAGUCGGAUCCCUCAGAACACCUAGAGGAACUUCUGCCAUCUUGUCUCCUGUGGUUCUCUGCAGGCCACAGUGCCUCUAGCUACGGUGCACUCCCAACAUGGUAUCCUGUCCUUCCCUAAACAAAUUGCUGCUUUAAAAAAAUGGUCACUUUCAUUUAAUUAUAGACAUUUAUAUAGCAACUCUGACCUUUGUGGUUCUUGGAAGAAGAUAUUUUGAGAACAGGGUAUCCUCAGUGUGUUUGAGGGCACCUCACGGGGUAUUGCUUGGACUGUCUGAACCGUGUGCUUCCCUCCAGGCUGUAUGUGAGACUUGGUGUGCAUAGCUGAAGUCCUGUCUGUCCCAGCAAACAAACAAAGCCACUUUGCAGAAGAUAAAUCACAGUUCACCAAAUGCACCUGUUACCAUCUGUAGCCCAAGUCGUACUAUUCUUUUGUUCUUUGGAUGCUGUAAUUGCUUUUAAAAAAACGAAACAACAACUCAGUACCCAGAAGGGAAUUGAUGAAACUAAAUUAAUGAGAAGAACCAUGAGUUACUGGUGCGUAUGUGUAAGGAUGUGAAUGUGUGUAUAUAAACAUGUAUUAAAUCAGGCUCCAUAACUGUGUGCUUGUCCAUUUCCAUGUCUAUUUUCAUAGAACCAUUCAGCCAUGAGGCUUCCUUUCAUGGGCCUAACUUGGUAAUGUACUGAAUUAAAGCCAGUGUCAACAUCAGGUUGUUUCUGUGGUAGCCCUGUCUGUUUCUUGCUCUUCCUAUGGUCACACACACACAGAGAUCUGUGCGAUGUCACUCCAAGGUUUCCCAAACUUUGUAAACUGACAGAAGUGAAAGGGUGGCUUUAGAAAGUCCCCAAGUUUCCAAUGCUUGCUCUUUCAGGAUUCCCUGGAUUUGGGCAUGCAUACUUUAUCCUGUUGAUACAGUCCUCCUGGGAUAAUUUAAUUAAAAAAUUUUUUUUUGCUUUGAAGAAAAGUGCUUAAACUUUUAGUUCCUAUUCUACUCAUUAUUUAAUUACCACCCUAUAAUUCUAGAUCAUUCUGCUUUAGGUCCAAGUUUUAAAAAAGUUAUUUGAUGCUUCAUUCCUUCCCUCUUUCCUCUAGUUUUUUUUUUUUAAUUUGUCCCCAAGUUGUUUUCUUACAAAAAUAAAUACUAGUUUUGAGGAAUUUUAUCUGUGUUUACUACUCAGAUUCAUGAGUUGUUGAUAUCUCCUUAUAGAGAGAUAACUUGAAAACAGAUUUUUAUGUAUAUAGUUUCAUCUGAAAUGUAAACUGCUUUUAGAGAAGGAAACAAAUGAAAAUAUUUUCAGGAAAAUGAGACGUCUUCAAGAUUAAGAAAAUGAAAUUUAACUAAACAGUUCUGUUUCCUUGCUUUCACCAUGACCUUUAUCAAGACGAAGAAGAGAUAUUAAAAAGCCCGAGGUUUCCAGUCACCUCUAAGUUAUCCAAGUUAGAAUUUUAUCAUACGUUACUCUACUUACUAUAAAUGUAACUGUGUUUGACUUGAAGUAGACUAUAUGAUAACACGCACGUUUACAUAGCUAUUUCAUGGUGUUGGAUGCUAGAGUGUAAGAACUUUGUAUCCUUGUGUUUGAAUGAAAAAAAUCAUGUCCAUGAAGAACAGUCCAUGUAUAAGCUAGCAAGCUUGUGUUCCCUCUGAACCAUAGAGAAGAGCUGGACAACUUCCUGUUAAGUGGUGAGUUUCUGGCAGGAGGAGUGUGCGGCCUGCAUGGUUGUGGAAUAGCCACUAGACUAUGGUGUGAGGUAAGGAACAGUAACUUGGUUUCGCAGAUUUCAUCUUCCCGUGCCUUCAUCCAUCCAUCUGGCAAUUACUGUCUGCUUUAAGUGUACUAGUCUUGGACCAAAAGUGUGAGAACUUCUAGCCCAAAUACAUGUUUCUAUCAUAAAGUGCUUAAGUUUUAGAAAUUCAUCGUUCCUGGAUUUGGACAUCAGUUUGGCCAUGUGUGAGUAGGAUGGAUCUGUCUGUGUAUGAUCUAUGCACAUAUCUGUAUGUCAUACAUAAACAUGUCAUGUUCAUACACACCACCUGGGUGAACAGAGACAUUCGGGUCUAAGAUUGUCUAUAUUCUUGGGUUAUUGUGCCUGUUGUCUUUGGCCUACUCAGGGAUUUUUAUUCUAUUCUUUAAAUAACUUAUCUUUUACAGGUAUUUUUAUCUGAUUUGAAAAUUUUUCCAAUAUGUGAGUUACAAAGUGGUAUUUGUUAUCAGGAAAGAUUGCUCCAUCAGAGGGUAAGGGUGUGCACACUUGAACUGCACAGGCAUCUCAUUUGCAAGUGCACAGUUUUGUAAAAGAAAUGUAUGCAUUUUUCUCUUUUUAAAGACUACGCAAGUAUGUGUGUCCUUUUCAUGGUAGUAACUUAAAAGUAUUUGUGAAUAUUUUAGUAAGUCUCCAAAUCUUUAAAAAAAGAGCUUAAAAAUGGAAAAAAUAUUUAUAUAUGUCAGUGCCAACUUGAAGGUAGAUAAGUAGUGACCUUUAUGGUAAAUUCUGAAAACUCCUUUACAAAAUGAAGUUACAUGUUGUGACUUUUUACCCACGACUUGCCUUUAUAAGUUACCGUUGUAAAUGUAUGUAUGUUCCUGAAGAAAAUCAAACCAUAUAGAGUUAUAAAGUCCAAGUUCCACUGCUUACCUACCCCUUGUUUUUCUAGGGAUGACUCUCAAUGGUCUGCUACCUGUCCUACCAGCUGCUUCCUUCAAGUGUACAAAUACAUGUGUGUCUGUAUGUGUGCAUGUAUGCACCCUUGUGUGUUAGUUUUCUACAAAUAAUGUCCUUUGCUGUGUCUCUUUUUCAUGCUUUUAAAUAUUAGAAAAAUGCCUUGCCAUAAGUGUUUACAUCCAUUUGAAAAUGUGUAGUCCACUGUAGAGCUAUGUUUUAAUUGACCUGGUCUUCUGUUGGAUGGGAAACAAGAUAGUUUUCACUUAUCACAGACAAAGCAUUUUAUGCAUGAAUAUAUUUUGUCACUUAUUAUGACCAUUUCCAUGGGAUUUUGAAUUUUACUUUUACUAAGUAUUUGUAAUAAAGAUUGUUAAUGCAUAGUCAGGCAAUGAGAUCAUGGAAAUAAUAUAUUUGAGAUCCUAUUUGUGAAUAAACAGUGUAGAGAGUGCCUAAUUUUAAAGCAAAGCAUCUUUUGAAAGACUUGGUCCUUGAUAGGUUUAGCCGAAUACAUUGCCAAAAUUUAAAAGAGAAAAUUGAUCUGUUUCCAGUGAAGCCAAAACAUAAUCAGCUGUCUUCAACAGUGUGAAAGAAGAUGAAUUAGUUCUUGGAUUGCUUACUUUUAACUUCAGUACUCAUGUCAAAUGAUGGUGUAUGUCACAUUUUCCACAACACUCACCGUGUUCGUGUGUUUCAUUUAUGAAAGGUAGAAAAGAAAGGGAAGGGAUCAAACCCUGUGAUACAAGCAACAUUCUCUUUAUACAUUUAUGGUCUAGUAGUUAGCCACUUACUGUCUCCUACAAGAACAGACAGGAAUACAGUCAAAGAUAGUAAAACAGCAAACCUGUUACAGUGUGGUAUCUUUUUCUGCUGUGGAAUCAAGAUUCAGUGGUACCUCUUGGGAAAUGCCGUACUCUGUGGAAUCCUCUCUUGAGUCUAUCUUUUAAUUUCACUACCCAGAUACAUGACCCAGCAUCCUCACAAAAUACACCGCUGUGGUCAUUGUCUGCCCCUAUGUGAGUUUCAACUACAUUUUUGUCCACACCUCUGCUAUUUUCACCCUUAGAGAAGAAUAAGUAGAAGCAGGUGGGGGAGAAAAACUCCCCCUUGAUCUGUGUAGCCUCAGUGUUUCUUUUCUCAGAUUUCAAUGUGUCUGCCAACACAUCUCCCCUACUGAAGAAAUGAAACUUUUAAUAUCAGAUUUUUAUGAUGCCUGCUGUUACUUAUAGAAAAGUCAGUGGCUUACAUAACAUUAGGUGGCAUAUAAGUACAAAACUAAGAAAAUCCAUGUCAUGAGGCACUUUAGAUGCUAGAUUUAGAAACAAACUGUGCACAAAGCCUUAAUGUGAGUUGUUCUGUGUCAGUGGCUGAAGUCUAUCUCAACUCUUGUUUUAUGUUAAUUUCUGCCAUAAUGGUUAGCCUUAAAAUUGACACACUUUCCAGUGUAUGUGCCAUUUAGAUAAUUAAGUGACAAAACAAGUGACAUGUGGUUUUCAGUAGUGAGAAUAGAAUCAUGUCAGAAAAUAUGUUUAUAUUCUUCAAAUUUAUAAGGAACUGGAAGCUUAGAAGUUUAUGUAAAGCAUUCCUAAAUAUAGAGAACUAUUCCUAAUGUUUUAGUAAUCCUGGAAUUUUUUUUGCAACAAUUUUGCUACGUUUAGAACUCAUAGCAAAUAAUGAUGCGACAUAAUAAUUUCACUUGAAUCUUUAAAAUAUUAAUUCUUACAAGUUUUAACUGUAUUUCCAUAGUUUGUAAAUUCUAUAAAAGAAAAUUUUCUUGACUAGAAACACAGUAAAUAAAAAUAGCUGGAGCACAUUUUGUUUUUCACCUUACAGCUUAAUUGUGUACUUUUCUACAAUUGUGGACAUUAACCUCCAGAAUCACAUAUUAAAAUAUGUCUCUGCAACGAUCACAUCGAUUAAACUAAGAUACUUGUAUAGAAACAGUUUUAUCUAAAUAAAACAAGAACUCCAAGCUUGAGAGGGUAUUUAAGAGUGUGAAAGGUUACUUUUUGGAUGCAAACUGAUGGAAGCAACUCCACUGUAACUCUUUUGAGAAAAGACUGAUUCCCCAGCCAAGUGCUGUAUGGGACAUCUGUGUGUCACUGUGAGCCUUCAGCUUUCAUUGAUUUUAUUCAGACCCAAUAAACAGAGUCACAGUAGUGUAAGACUGUUGUAGUUGUUUAUUUAAAGGUUAACCGAAGCAUUGAUGUGUCACAUAGGUUAUACGUAUUGGCAGUCGUGCAAGCAUGUAAUCAUGCACGUUAGAAAGUAUACAUUUUUUCUUUCAACUAAAGUGACUGUUUUUGGAAAUAAUGACUUAAAAUGCAAAAAAAUUAUCAUUUUAAAAAUACAUGAAAUAUUACCUUUUGAGGGUCAUUUCAUUAUGUCUCUAAAAGACAUUUCAUUAGUUUAUUAGAUUAUGUUAGACUCAUUAACAGAAAAUAUUUUUUUAGUUUUUUCAGUUCUGAGUCAUAGGCUAUCACUCUGUUCUCAUAUGUAUAGCAAUACACACAUAUCUCAAUACCAUGCACCUAUCUUUUUUCUUAGUUUUCCAGAUAGUCUUGCUUUUUACUCCAGCAGUCCCCUCCCCUUCUCAUCUUGGCCAAGUGAAGAAUAAUUUGUCUUAACCCUUAGCUCUUUUCACUGUAAUGCAAUGGAGUUCUGUGCUGAAAGGUCUCUAAUAGUCAACAUCGUUUAUCCUAAUUGUUAUUAGCCGAAAUUGAUCCAGAGUGCCUGAGACAUUUUUCCUGAUUCUUGAUAGGAGGUGAGGAACUCUUCCUAGGUCUCUGCCAAAUAAGUUAAACAAAUGAGAUGCCAAUUGGACCAGAGGGUUAAUAAUACUCCAGAACCAAACUUCAGAAAUCCAUGGUGACCAGAAGCUCAAUGGACAAAAAAGCAUGUAGACAUUCAUACAACCUGACUAAAAGUCUUUAUUCAAAAUAAGUUAUAGUUAUGAUUAUUGGUCUUUAAGUAAAAACAUCUUCUAACUUCAACUUGGGGUGGAUUGAAAUACAAUUGUAUGUAAGAUGCAGCUAUCAAUUCCUUGUUCUGUGAUUAUUAUUAGACAGUUUGAUAAUCUAAAGCAAUCACUUUGUCUAUAGCCUGGAUUGGUCCUACUCUACGGAAACUGCUUAUCAUUUGUAACCAGUCAAAUAUUUUAAUUACUUGGAUUUAUACAUAAGCCACACUCAAGAUGUAUUUACUAUAGGUUUACAAUAUACCAAAAAAGUUCAGAGAGUAACACUUGGGUAUUAAAUUACCCCCAGGAAGUACAGAAAUAGUGUCACUUUAGGUUUUCCUUGUAGCUGGCAGGCUGUGCUGUAGUCAUUGGGUUCUUUCAAUGUCAAGGAAAUGUCACCUCAUUUGGUGGCUAGGAAUUUGCUAGCUAGGGAUAUUUUCUUCAAAUUCUAGUUAAAUUCUUUGUUCGUCUGAGUCAGAGUUUUCUCUGUGUAACAGACCUAGCUGUCCUGGAAAUCACUCUGUAGACCAGGUAGACCUCAAACUCAGAGAUCCACCUGCCUCUGCCUCCUGACUGCUGGAAUCAAAAGCAUGCACCACCACCACCCGGCUUCUAGUUAAAUUCUUAAAAGUACCAAUUUUUCAUUAGCAUCACUUCCUCUAUAUCUAAGUAUACUGUUUCAAAUACAUAGUAUGUUAAUAUCUGAUGCACGUAUCUAAUUUUUAGCCUAUAGAAAAUCAACAUGCUUUGUUUCUUUACGGAGAAUUCUAGAUAUAAUAUUAUCGGCUGAUAAUUUUAUCAGCUUACUACAAAUCGUUUCUCUAGUGCCCAUUUUUUUAAGUUACAAAUGGUAACUCCUCAAUAGCCAAGUAUUUAUUAUUGAUCAUUUCAUCACAAUUAAAUUUCUAAUGAGUUUAUGUACAUAUACACAUUUAGACACCAUUUGCCAAGGCCAAAACAAUCAGUCACAGAUUUGUAUGAAAAUUAAAAGGCCUGCAGGUAGGGCACUUGCCAAGUAGCCAAGUGAGAACCCUUGGCCUGGGGUCAGCUGGAUUUGCUUUCAGUUCUUCCUCAGUCAGCAGUGAUGCCUUUGAAAGGUUCAGGUCUACUAUAGUUUUGUUUUGUUACCUUCUCCGUCUACCCUUUAAAAAGUGGUCCAUGGCGAAAUGCAGAAGGCAUACUGAAUGUGUCCGACAUGCACCAGGCAACCUGCUGCAUGUGACUGUGAUGACCUGUCAUCCUGUGUUCCUCUCCAGCCCUGGCCUCCUUUGACAUGAUACAGUUAGGGACUUUAAUUUAAACCUUUGUUUGUGUUACUGUUGCCCUCUGCAUACACGUCUCUGCCACCUUCUAAUAAAGGCACUCUUUUCUCCUGGGUGGGAGGGGGGUUAGUUGGCAAUCUCCUUACUUUUGAAAAAAGUUGCUAAUAUACUAAUAAGUAGUACAUUUUUCAGUCUUGCAAAAAUCUAGUCAAAACAGCAGCAUGGCUGGGCAUAGUGGCACAAGCCUUUGAUCCCAGCACUUGGGAGGCAGAGGCAGGCAGAUCUCUGUGAGUUCGAGGCCAGCAUAGUCUACAGAUUGAGUUCCAAGACAGCCAGAGCUACAUAGUGCGACCCUGUCUCAAAAACAAAUAAAAACAUUCAGCAGCAUGAAAAUGUUGUUAAGUUUAUUUAAAAGUCACAAGUUUUUGUUUGGCUUCUCUUUUAAGCCAAAUUGGUAUGACGUUUUCAUGAAGCAAAUAUAUCUUUUACUUGUCUUGGAAAUCUGAAGGACAAUUACAUUAUCCAUGUUUUUCUUACAGUCAUAAAAUGCUAAAAAAUAGUUGUGAUUUAAAUCUCUUGCUAUUGCAUAUUCAGAAAUUGAUGUUCUAAUGAAUAAUUACCAUCUCCUAUUUAGUAUGAGACUAUAUCCCAUUUUAAUUCUGUUCUCAGUAAUAAUAGCAAGUGAUGAUUAAUUUCUUCAUCUUGCAUUACUGAAUUGUACCAGGUCUUGUCACUUUCCUUUUACUGCACAGUUUAAAUUUUUCUGUAAACUCUGUGGCCCCUUUCCAAAUAACAUGCCAUAAUGUUUUUCAUGUUGAAAAUGAGCAUUGUUGAAAAUGUUAUAUCUUUAAUUUUUUAACUGUUUCUGCAUUUCAGUAGUUGUACUGCUAACUUGUGAUCUUCAUAAAGAACAUGGAAGAAGCCAUUCUGAACAUGUUUUUAGGAAAUAGGCAGGUAGAAAAAACAAAAUAGAUGCCAUUGAUACCCUUAACUCAUUCCUGAAAAGCAAUUGGAAAGGAAAAAACAAAAACAAAUUCUACCAAAAUUAAAAAGUUGAAAAACAAGGGUAUCAAAAAGACCUGAUUUCUUAUGCUGUUGAAGCAAUCAACUUCUAGGUGAGUGUUUUAUUCUGUUGGUCCAUGAAUUGUGCACAGUGUCUACUCUCAUCACUGUGGUGUUGGUAUACAAAUUACUGAAAAGAAAGAAAAAAUUAGUGAAGAAAGUCAGGGAAAUGAAACCUUGAUUUCACUCUCCAGUAGCACUAACCAUUGUACAGUCCCAACCCUUCCAUAUGGUGCUUGUGUGAUGAUGUAACAUUUGUGUAUGUUACUAGUGCCUUAUUUCUUUACGUGAGCCAUAAAUUUUCUGUGAGUGUUCUUUGAUCCAUCUAUUUAAAGCAUGCCCAUCAGUUGUCUUUAUAGAUGUCCCUAGCCUGCAUUUGCUACUGAAUCUACUAGAUUGUCUCUAGAAAAAUUAAUUAGAUGUAUUUUUCUCAAGCAUGUUGCUUGUUGUUAAGCUUUAUCAAGAAAAUGAAUAUUAAAUACCAGAAAUUUAGGCUAAUAGAAUUAAUUUUUAUUUUUAAACCACAAAAGAAAAGAAAGUUGAAUACAUUGGAAACAGUGUGAUGAGCUUGUCAGCAACUCCAAUUAGGGUAAAACCACAAAACUUUACAGAGAGCAUUAAAAAUUAACAUAACUGUGAUACUUUAGAAAUGUGAUCAUUUCUCCACAACUUGUCUUAGACAAUAUUUUGUCAUUAAGUUUUGUAUAGAUGCCAAAAAGAAAACAAAUAGUUGUCACAUCUUACACAUUGUUCAUUCCCAGUGGACUGUAGCAACUUCAAGCCAUUCUGUGUAUCAUUUGCUCUUCAAGGUCUGUGCCUUUUAUUUUGUGCUAUACAAAAUACUGGUUUUGUUUAUAUAUAAUAUUUCAAAUAUUCAUGAUGAAUGUAUGACAAAUGAUUAAAAUAAUCUAGGUACAAAGACAAGACAAAGACAUGGAUUGUAUAUGGAAAUGUAUAAAUAUUUGACAAAGAAGAGAAAAAGAAUCUUCCUGCCAAUGGAAGGGCCUGGAAAUUAACUUUUUGUUUUUUUUUUUUUUAAGCAAUGGAAUUUAGAAAUUCAUUACCUCAAGAAAUUAUAGUGGAUAAUAUGUGUCAUAUCCACUAAAGGACACAUAGCAUGUUCCUUCUGAAGAAGCACUAUCUCACUUGUGACUGAUAAGAGCAACACAAGUAUCACAUCAUACAAAUUGUAGGGACAAGUCCUUGAGAAGAUGAGUGGGUACCUUGUGGGAGUCAAGUUACAGGCUUUCAGUAAUGUCCCUGUAUCCUUUUGUUGUGGUUUAAGAAAAUUAUUGCUAUUUUGGGUUGAUUGUUUUAAACCAGGAGGAUAACAUUAAUUAUGAUAAUCAGAUCUCAUAAGAAGAUAAAGACAUUGUCUGGAUGAAGCUAAUGGAAGUCAAAUGACUCCAAUUGUCACUGUGUGUAUAGUGUAGAUUACUGUGGAGUGCUAUUUACCACACAAUGUGUGCAGAGCAUCACCACAUCAUCAUCUAGCAAUGCCUAAUAAAAGUUUUUAAAAGAGAA